AUGGUAGAAGACAGAUUUGUCACCAAGCAGGUCCUAUCUGGUUGUGGUGUCUACGAUGGCACAGAAAUCCACGAGGCCUCAGCCAUACUGGUACACCUUAGUCGUGGGGGAGCUGAGGUUCAGAUGUAUGCUCCAGAUGUUCCACAGAUGCAUGUCAUUGACCACAGUAAAGGGCAACCAGCUGAAGCUGAGUCAAGGAACGUUUUAGUGGAAUCUGCAAGGAUUGCUCGUGGUAAAAUUGCAAGCCUGGCUAAGCUCACUACAGCAGACCAUGAUGCUGUGAUAUUCCCUGGUGGAUUUGGAGCUGCUAAAAACUUAUCUACCUUUGCUGUUGAUGGGAAAGAUUGCAAGGUGAACAGAGAAGUUGAACGUGUCUUGAAAGACUUCCACAAAGCAGGCAAACCUAUUGGUCUUUGCUGCAUUUCACCAGUGUUGGCAGCAAAGGUUCUCUCUGGUGCAGAAGUAACUGUGGGCCAUGAAGAAGAAGAAGGUGGCAAGUGGCCUUAUGCUGGGACUGCAGGAGCCAUUAAAGAACUGGGAGGAAAGCAUUGUGUGAAAGAAGUAACUGAAGCUCAUGUGGAUACAAAGAACAAGGUGGUGACUACCCCAGCAUUUAUGUGUGAAACAGAAUUACAUAAUAUCUUUGAUGGCAUUGGGGCCAUGGUAAAGAACGUGCUAAAGUUAACUGGCAAAUAAAAAAA
Molecule: messenger RNA, 701 nt
Organism: Haliaeetus leucocephalus (bald eagle)
Lineage: Eukaryota; Metazoa; Chordata; Aves; Accipitriformes; Accipitridae
Gene: GATD3
Product: chromosome unknown open reading frame, human C21orf33
Exons: 7
Coding region: 1-696 (231 amino acids)
Cellular component (GO): mitochondrion
Source: RefSeq, a predicted model, not a curated record